Molecule: messenger RNA, 916 nt
Organism: Rhea pennata
Lineage: Eukaryota; Metazoa; Chordata; Aves; Rheiformes; Rheidae
Gene: EEF1AKMT3
Product: EEF1A lysine methyltransferase 3
Exons: 4
Coding region: 1-717 (238 amino acids)
Biological process (GO): peptidyl-lysine methylation
Cellular component (GO): cytoplasm; cytosol
Molecular function (GO): protein-lysine N-methyltransferase activity
Source: RefSeq, a predicted model, not a curated record
AUGGCGCUGGGGCCCAGGGGGGCGCCCGGCGGCCUGGCGGGGGCCGGGGCCGGGGCCGCGGCCGCGGCCGCCCUCGCCCUGCUCCCCCACGACCCCGCGCUCUUCGCCGACGCCUUCCCCGAGGAGAGGCGCUACCGGCUCUGCGGCCGCGUCCUGCGCAUCGCCCAGCACCACGGGGCGCGCCUCGGCGUGGCGGCGCCCGUCUGGGAGGCGGCCCUGGCCCUGUGCGAGUACUUCGAGGAGCAGCGCCUGGACUUCCAGGGCAAGAGCGUCAUCGAGCUUGGUGCCGGCACCGGCAUCGUGGGCAUCCUCGCCGCGCUGCUGGGAGGCGACGUGACCAUCACGGACCUGCCCGUGGCCUUGGAGCAGAUCCGGGAGAACGUGAGGAGGAACGUGCCGGAGACGCUGGUGCCUCAGCCCCGCGUCCGCGCCCUCUCCUGGGGCCUCGACCACGACACCUUCCCCAGCGGCUACGACGUGGUGCUGGGCGCCGACAUCGUGUACCUGCCGGAGACGUUUGCGCUGCUCGUGGGGACGCUGCGGCACCUCUGCGGGCCCGGCUCCGUUGCCUACCUCUCCUCCAAGAUGCGGCGGGAGCACGGCACCGGCCUCUUCUUCGAGACGCUGCUGCCCCAGCACUUCCUCGUGGAGCUCGUCUGCCGCGAUGACGAGCAGAACAUCAACGUGUACAGGGUGACCUGGCGGCCCGAGGGCUGAGCCCAGCCCCGAGUCGGGGCCCGAACCUGCAGCUGGGGGCCCGUCGCUUGCCCGAGGACGACGCAGACGGCACCAGAGGCGCUGGGGGGGGUCACAGCCGAGGGCAUUUAUCCAGCCCGCCUGGGGUGUCCCGGGAGCCGCCCUGCAGUGCAUUAAACAGCCCCGAGACCCCGCGGGGCCUUGGCGGUGCCGUGCUGAA